CCCGGGAUUGUCGGUCCGUCUCCGUUGGCGGUCCGCCGAGGAAUGGGGCGGGAGGAAUGGCGGCGGCGGUUGCUGAUGUUGGUGCUGCAGGCGGUGAACCGGCUUCUGCGGCAGCGGCGGCUUCACGGGGCCCUGGCGGCCGUCAAGGGAUUCCGCAAUGGGGUCGUGUAUGGAGCCAAAAUCCGAGCCCCACAUGCAUUUGUGAUGACAUUCCUCUUCAAAAGUGGAAGUCUAUUAGACAAACUGAAGGCCAUUGGACAAGCCACGUACACUCAUUCCCGAAACCUGGCCAUAUUCGUCUUCCUCUACAAGGGGCUGCUGGCCGCACAGCAGUGGCUGCAGGGUGAGAAGGUGCAGUUCCACUCGUUCUUAGCAGCUUGUGCAGGGGGCUGGUUUGUGUUUGGAGAGAACAACCACAUCAACAGCCAGAUAAACAUGUACCUGCUGUCCCGAGUUCUCUUUGCUCUUUCACGACUGGCCGUUGAGAAAGGUUACGUCCCUAAGACAAAGCGAGACCCUUUCCCGCUCUUUGCCAUGUUGGUGUGGGGUGUUGUCCUGUGGCUGUUCGCAUACCAUCCACACACACUGCAACCGUCGCUUCAGUCCUCCAUGACCUACCUCUAUGAAGAUAGCAAUAUCUGGCAUGAUAUAUCAGACUUUCUCAUUUAUAACAAAAGGAGCACUGACAAAUGAGUGGACUUCUGCUUUGACGAAAGCAACGUUUUAGAAGGAUGAUAUUUCUGCUAAUUUUCUCCUCUGUCCUGAAGAUGCCAUUUGGUGUAAGUGAUUUAACAACAGGUUUUACCCAUCGGCGCGCAGAGUCCCUGACAGCUGGAUAUAUGCAUGUAACGUUGGAAGCACUCGGUCUGUAUGUAAAAAAAAUUUGUUCCUCAAAAAGUGAACUGAGCACAAUGAACUUCCUUGGCCUCAAUUUAAUAUGGUUGCUGCAUUAGGAUUUCAUCUAGCUUGGUAACUGUUGCUGCUGUGUUUGAGCAAGAGUUGUGGCUUAGGUUCAUUUCCGACUUCUUGACUCUCAUUAACACUGCUUUACAAGUCAGUCAUCACUAACUGUGAUCACUAGAUCGGAUGGGCUUACUGUUAUUUUUAUUUAUCUCCAAAUCCAUCUUGGAACACUCAGGCCUAUCAGACGUUGGCAAGUUGAUGGGGUGGGGAGAGUGUAGAACAACCUCAUUGGGCCCACAAACCUGCUGCUGUUUAAAACAUCUGAGCCUUUGUCAUUUAGAAGAGGGAAAACUGCCCAGUUCACUGGAGAAGUAGGAAGAGCAAAUUGAUUACCAGUUAGUGCAAUAAUCCUUGUAAUCUGUUCAGGGCUUUUGUCUAAAUGCAGCAUAAUUUCUGCUCCCUUAUAUUCUUGUCAUUUAAAUACACUGCCAGCAUUCCAUUCGCCUUUUUCUGUACCUGAAGUAGCUGAAGUUCUAAUGAUCCAUUGAAACUUCAGUCUAUUCAUAACUGUGCAAACUGUGACCUAACUUGCACUAAGUCUUGCUCCCCUCUUCAUCCUGCUGGUCACUGACCUGCAUUGGCUUAAUCUUGAUUUUAAAAUUCUCAUCCUAGUUUCCUAAUCCUUCUAAGGCCUUAUCCCUUCCUUUUUCUAUAAUCUCCUUCAGCCCGGAAACCUCCAAAACAUCUGUGCUUAUCUAAUUCGCACCCCCCACCAAGCAUGCUCAGUUCUAAUCACUGUGUCAUUGGUGGUUGAGCUUAGUUUCUCUGUUCCCAAGCUCUGCAUUGUGCUCCCUCCAACCUUUUCAACUCACUUGCUUCUUUUAGGAUAGUUCCAUAAAAGCCUACCUCUUUGAUCAAGGUUUAGAUCUUUGGACCUAAUAUCUCCUUAGGUGGCUCAGCGUCAUGUUUUUUGUAAUGUUUCUGUCAAGUGCCUAGGGAAGUUUUAACUGUUAUAGGUCUUUAAUCGAUACUUAAAGUAUCAUAUUUAUUUAUUUAGAAGUCAACUUUCUAACUUUACUAUAUAUAUGUGAGCAAUAGUCUGUACAUCAACAUGUACUGUCACGGCCAACCCGUCACUGGUGUAUGCUGCGUCCAGCGUUCUAAUGUGGCAAAGUUACAUACAGAAGGAACAGCAGAACAACAGAAGAUAUUAAGGAAAGCAGGUAGUCAGGCAGAUUUUUUAAAAAAAUCUUUCUGCUGAAUGGAAAGUUAAGAACCUGAGGCAGAGUCUUAGAAUUGGAAACAGACAUUUCUGGGGUUAAAUUAGGAAACACAUCUAGGCACGGCGUGGGGGUGUAGAAUUUUUAAAAUCUCUUUUUACAAAUGACAAUGAAAGCUAAAUGCAUUGUUUGUCUGAGUUGAGAUUGGUAGAUAUGGGACAAAGAGCUGAGUUGCAGAUGAAUCAAGAUCUAAAUGAAUGGUGGAACAUGAAUCUGGGGCUGAUUUGGCCGAUUUCUGUUCUUACAUAUGCGUACAUCACUCGUCAUUUUUAAUCUAGCCUCUGUUUUAUGAUUAGCUGAAAAUAACAUGCCAGGUUUAUCUGUGCUGAUUUUUAGAAAUAGAGAGGUAGCAAAUCUCUAACCUAUUAGCUGACACAAUUAAUCUAGUCGUAGAAAUAACUUACCAGCUCCUUUGAGCGUGUGUGUUCCUGAGCAGCACGAAGUCCAAUCAAAGGAAAAUGAGCCUUAAACUCCUGGAAUUUUUUUAAAAUAUCUGAUACCCCUUCAGAGUCUCAAUGCUCCCAGUUAGCUCUUGGCCUGACUCAUUCCACUUUUCAAAAGAUUUCCUACUUCCUGAUGUUUCAGAGCCUGGGACUGACCGCUUAAUAAGCCAACAAGCAUAUUUUAAAAAAAAAGACAGAAAAGUAAAGCUGUGUAAGUCAAAGCAUUAAAUUCUGUAACAUUUAUACAAAUGUUAGGAAAAUAUCAGUUCCAAUUACCACUGCCAGACACGUGAGUGAAAUCACAGGUAAAGACUUUGGUUUAGCUCUUGUCCUCAAUUUUUAAUUUUAAGUAUUAAAACAGAGUUGUUUUAAGGUACUUUAAUAUAAAUUGUGUAUAAAGGUCACCAAGCACUGCCCCUGCCAUGUCAACUUAAACCACCCUUUUGUGUCUUUCUGUUCAUUUUCUUCCUGUUAUAGUAUAAUUUGCUCCCAUUUAAUAUUUAAUACAGAUUAUUGUUGCAAUGAAA
Molecule: messenger RNA, 3153 nt
Organism: Stegostoma tigrinum
Lineage: Eukaryota; Metazoa; Chordata; Chondrichthyes; Orectolobiformes; Stegostomatidae
Gene: pxmp4
Product: peroxisomal membrane protein 4
Exons: 4
Coding region: 43-693 (216 amino acids)
Cellular component (GO): peroxisomal membrane
Source: RefSeq, a predicted model, not a curated record